CGCGCGCCUUCAGCGACUGAGAAUGACGUUGCCAUAAGCCACCUUCAAAUAUUGAUGAAAAAAAUAGAAAGGCAAUAAUAUUUUUUUCCAUACAUUUUUUCGAGCCGUUCGCGUAUUUGUUUUUGUGAGUGAGUAUACUCUCUUUUAGCAGCUAAUGUUGAUUUAAAGGGCGUUUUUUUAGUGUGAGAGAGAGAGAGAGAGGGGGAGAGGGAAGAGAGAGAGAGCGAGGGGGCGGGUGUCUCUCGCUCUCGCCUCGCGCAGCCUCACGCGCUCACUGAUUCGCAUGAAAUCAACACACGGACGGUUUACUUCCACAUUUAUCGCUGCUUUUCGGUAUUUUCUGGAUAUACAACACCAUCAUCGAUGCGAGGCCUUCUAAUGAACACUCAUCGCUGAUAUUAGUCCCGCAUUUCUUCUGUUUUUGUCGUUUUUCCCCCUCAGUGGAGCGUUCGUUAUGAAUUCCAGCCCGCUUCCUAACGGCAGGCUCCUGCCGGACAGCCAGAGCUGGAACUCCUCCGGUUCCGAGGAGGAUCUGGAAGCCGAACCGGGUCCCGGACCGCAUGGAGGGGUGUUGGAGUUCAGCGGGGUGCUCAGUAAGUGGACUAACUACAUUCACGGAUGGCAGGACCGCUGGGUCAUGCUGAAGAACAACACUUUGAGUUACUACAAAUCCCAAGACGAGCGAGAGUAUGGCUGUCGUGGUUCCCUGUGCCUCAGCAAGGCUGUCAUCACACCUCACGAGUUUGACGAGUGCCGUUUGGACAUCAGUGUCAAUGAUAGCGUGUGGUAUCUCCGGGCUCAGGACCCAGAACAUCGCAACCAGUGGAUCGAUUCCAUCGAGCUUCACAGGGCUGAAUCUGGUUAUGGUUCCGAGUCCAGUUUGAGGAGACAUGGAUCAAUGCUUUCCCUCACGUCUGCCACCAGCGGAUACUCGGCCACCUCCACCUCCUCCUUUAAGAAGGGCCACAGUCUGCGGGAGAAGCUGUCCGAGAUGGAGACGUUUCGGGACAUCUUGUGCAGGCAGGUGGACACGCUCCAGAAGUACUUCGACGGCUGUGCUGAUGCUGUUCACAGAGACGAGCUCCAGAGGGACAAGAUCGUGGAGGAUGAUGAAGAUGAUUUUCCUACCACUCGCUCGGAUGGAGAAUUCCUGCAUAACAAUAAUGGCAGCAAGGAGAAACUAUUCCAGUGUUUGAGUCAUAAAGGCAUUAAUGGGAUAGAUUUUAAAGGAGAGGCCAUCACGUUCAAGGCGACCACGGCGGGGAUCUUGGCCACACUUUCUCACUGCAUCGACCUGAUGGUGAAGAGAGAGGACAGCUGGCAGAAGAGACUGGAUAAGGAGAUGGAGAAGAGGAGGAGGGUGGAAGAAGCGUAUAAAUCCGCUCUGAGUGAGCUAAAGAAGAAGUCUCAUUUCGGAGGGCCCGAUUACGAGGAGGGUCCGAACAGCCUGAUCAAUGAAGACGAGUUCUUUGAUGCCGUGGAGGCCGCUCUGGACAGACAAGACAAAAUAGAAGAGCAGUCUCAGUGUGAGAAGAGCAGGAUACUGAGGAGUAAUUCAGUGCCUUCAGGAGACGCCUACUCCACCGUGGGCUCGCACCGAUUCGCUGAGAAGCCCCUCUCUCGCCCUUCCUCUCCCUCAUCUUCUGCUGUAGUCUUCACUCCUUCACUCUAUGAGCACCGAUUCAGUGCUGAGGUGGAGGAGAUGGUGAAGAAUCACAUGACCUACUCUCUGCAGGAUGUGGGUGGAGACGCUAACUGGCAGCUCGUGGUGGAGGAGGGAGAGAUGAAGGUGUACCGGAGAGAGGUGGAGGAGAACGGGAUUGUGCUGGACCCGCUGAAGGCCACACACUCUGUCAAAGGGGUCACAGGUCAUGAGGUCUGCCACUAUUUCUGGGACACGGAUGUCCGUAACGAUUGGGAGACUACUGUUGAAAACUUCAGCGUAGUGGAAACGUUGUCGGAUAACGCCGUCAUCAUCUACCAGACUCAUAAGAGAGUGUGGCCGGCGUCCCAGAGAGACGUCCUGUAUCUGUCUGCCAUCCGCAAGAUCGUGGCCAAUAACGAGAACGAUCCAGACACGUGGCUCGUCUGCAACUUCUCAGUCGACCACGAAAAUGCCCAGCCAAACAACAGAUGUGUGCGUGCUAAAAUCAACAUUGGGAUGAUCUGCCAAACGCUGGUCAGUCCACCAGAGGGCAACAAAGAGAUCAGCAGAGACAACAUCCUGUGCAAAAUCACAUAUGUGGCCAACGUGAAUCCUGGCGGCUGGGCUCCUGCGUCUGUCCUGAGGGCCGUGGCCAAGAGAGAAUAUCCCAAAUUCCUCAAGCGCUUCACUUCCUACGUCCAGGAGAAAACUGCCGGGAAGCCCAUUCUCUUCUGAGCACCAGUUCUGCUGUCAGUGUGUCUGAGCGCGUCCAGUUCCCACACACUCCUGCAGUCACACAGAAGACUCGUGGCCCACCGGCAGACGCUUGAAGCCCUUCUGUAGCGCCACACUAGUUCACACAGGCCCGUGUUUCUGCCAGAGGGCUAUAUUGAGACAAGUAUAUAUAUGUAUGUAUGUAAGUAAGUGAGAUGGGAAUUAUAUAUAUAUAUAUCAGAGAGUUUUGAUGCUGAACACACGAGACCGGCUGUUUUAGUCCUGAUUAUUAGUGUUUUUCUGUUUAGAACAAACAUUUCAGCUUUGCUUUCAUUGUCCUCGUAUAAUCGUCAUCGUUCAGUAUGGAAUGGUAGGCAUGUUUGUGAAUGACCUGUGGACCUGCCUUUCGUCUCGACGUUCGCCGUCUCUUUGAUGAAGCGCAGAAUCUGACGCUGACGAAGAGCUGGUAUGGACGAUUCUUUUCCCCCACGGUGUAAUCUUUAGUUAUAUCCGCGUGUCAGCAGCUGACGUACCGUAGCACAAUUACAGAUCCAUCGCGACAGGCAAACGAUUUUAAUACGUCGGACGGACUUUGCGCGCAGAUUAUUUGUAAAUAAUUUCAUUAUUGCUUGAGAUCGUCAGUCGAUGCUUUUACCUGACUAAUCCAACUCCAUAUGCCUUAGUGUGUGUGUGUGAGUGUGUGUGUGUGUGUGAGAGAGAAAGAGAGAGAGCGAUGAGAAGUGCGUAUUGCACUCGAAACAUUUCUAGAAAGUGCCUCAUUAUUGAUCUGGUACGUCUUGCUGUUCGUACCGCCCACGUUGUUAUUAUUAUAUGAAAACCACAGCCACGACCCAGGCAUCCUUUAGUGUUUCUACAGAGAUCAUUUCAUAUAGAUUUUUUUUUACCUUUUAUUAUUUAAACGUGAUUUUGCAAUCAGCAAACGUCAUCAGAGAAGUGUCUUCUCAUUGGAGAAGCUCUGAUGCCACUUCAAAAUUCUAUCCAAUAGGGAGAUAUGUGGUUGAAAUUUGGUAGUUGUUGAUUGGGUAGAAUUAGUUUAUUUAUUUCUUGAUCCUGAAGUAAAAACUUAAUCUCAAGCAUUCAUAAACAAUCUUACAGGCCACAAACGGGCAAAAAAAUUAUUCAUUUUUGUUUUGUUUUCCUGUACAAAUAUCAAAACGUUCUUAAAUAGAGAUGCAUUUACUUGAAAAAUGACUGAAUGAAUGUCUUGUUUUCUGAAAAAAUCGAAAUGCUUCAUUCAAAGAUUAUUUGGCUGAUAUUUCGUCUUGUUUUAAGUUUCUCUGAGAUAUUUGCAUAAACUCUAAUUCAUUUUAAAGUCGUUUUGUGUCUCAAGUAACUACAUCUUGAUUUAAGAAUGUGUCGAUAUUUGUGCUGGAAAACAAGACAAAAAUACUGAGUAACUGCAGAAUGACGAGAGCUUUUACAUUUUUUGCUCAACAUUUUCAUUGGUCAACUUGUCACAUGAUAGACUGUUAAAGACACUUUAGAGGACAAAAAAAAAAAGAGCAGGUGCACAACGACGACAUCCGAGUGUUUACGGUAAGCUUUCAAUUUUCAAAACGUCACGCUCGUACAACUUAAACAUUCCAGACACUCGCUGAACCCGAAUGUACGAAUCCACCGGAGUGAAACCGUAAAGCUGAAUGUGUUCCUGUAAAAAACAGAGGCGUUUGCUUGUGUGUUCCUCUAAUACAGUCUAGUGUGUUAUUAGUUGCAUUUGCACUGAAUGUAAAGUCCUCUGGGUUCAGAUGUUGUGUGUACAUACGCGUCACACACUAAAGGUGUCAGGAUCAACAUGUACUGUGAAUAGAGGCGGCGCCGCUGCCGGUUUAGAGAGGAAUAAAAUGAUUGACAU
This is a messenger RNA of Pimephales promelas (fathead minnow), 4232 nucleotides long. It is a transcript of the gene cert1b, whose product is annotated as ceramide transporter 1b. The record is from RefSeq and is a predicted model, not a curated record. Gene Ontology annotation, biological process: ER to Golgi ceramide transport. NCBI's taxonomy places the organism in Eukaryota, Metazoa, Chordata, Actinopteri, Cypriniformes, Leuciscidae. Gene Ontology annotation, molecular function: lipid binding.